Messenger RNA from Aspergillus mulundensis, 1731 nucleotides. Its product is annotated as DUF3176 domain-containing protein. The record is from RefSeq and is a predicted model, not a curated record. The coding region runs from base 1 to 1731 and encodes 576 amino acids. The transcript is spliced from 2 exons. Lineage: Eukaryota; Fungi; Ascomycota; Eurotiomycetes; Eurotiales; Aspergillaceae.
AUGUCUCUCGAUCAGCGCACCCUGAAUCCCCACCGAUACGAGCCAGCCCACGUUGACGAUGUCGACUCUGAGCUGCCGGGCUCUGCAUCCACCAAAUACACGCGACACUCGCAUUACUCCCGCUCUGAAUGGCUCUAUGAAACCGCCACCUUGAUACUGAGCGUCGCCCUCCUGGUUGGCAUUUCCUGCAUUUUCUAUAAGAUGGAAGAUCAACCACUCAAAAACUGGCCCGCGCCCAUAUCUCUUACUGCAACGGUGUCAAUAUUAACAACGUUCUGCUCUGCAGCUCUCAUGCAUAGUAUCAGCCAGUGCAUUGGCCAGCUUAAGUGGCUGUAUUUCCAGAGCGGAUACCACAAGCUCUCACACCUGGAGACAUUCGACGAAGCAAGUCGCGGCCCUUGGGGGUCUAUCCUGUUGCUCACUACGGUCAAGUGGAACCUAGCUACUAUUGGAGCAGUCAUCACUAUCCUCCGGCUUAGCUUUGCGCCGCUGGCCCAGCAAGUCAUUGACUUUUAUGACUCGAGAAUGGCCAUUGAUGAUCAUAGCGUCACCUUUGGGUAUUCCCAGACAUUCCAUCGUGACUUUGGAUCACAACCAUUUACGGUACCAGGCAAGUACUCCUGCGCACGGUCACUUCGCCUUCAUGCCGCUAACAUGUCCGUGACAAUGCAGAAAAUGUCCCACCGGAUUCCGAAAUGCAAUCGGCCAUUCUCCAGGGUCUCUACGGCAUCAGCAGUGCCGCAAGGUUCUCCUGCCCAGGGGUCUGCCAGUGGACCGACGACUACAUAUCCCUCGGGUUCAAGACCAGCUGCAGCAACAACAGGCCCUUACGAUCCGGCAACAUGCAGCAUCAUAACCCCGGGAGGUGUCGUUCUAUCCACACGAUACAGAAUGACCUCAUACGGCACCAGCUAUGUGAUAAAUGUGACCUCAGAUCUACCGACAGGGCUAGAGCCCAUGGCAGAGAGCUUUCCUGGACUCGCCAAGUUCGCGGUGUACAGGUCAACGCCCGACUCGAAUUUUACUCCAACGCUGAUCAACAUCACCGAAUGUUCGCUCUCUCUCACGGCCUACAAAUACACACAGGCCAGCGCCAGCGGCAGCACAGGCUUCGACUUCAACACCACCAGCGAAGUCGACUUCGGCGUGAAAGACCCGUGGAAUUCCGGUCAUGGCGGCGCGGGCAUCGCCGCAGCAACGCUCACCACCAACAAAACCACCGUCAACGGUAUAGAUCUGCCGCCCCUUACGAUCGGGCGGGCGGAGCUAGCCGCGCUCCGAAUCUUCCUCACCUCCGACCCCAUCAUCGCGGAAAUCGUAUCCGGCCAAGUGAAAAACACAACGGGCAGUCACGGGCUCGCCCCGCUCAUGGACGGGACGGUCGACAUCGCGCAGCGGUUCACUCGCAUGGCGCGACUGAUGACGGACCGUGUGCGGAACGGGCCGAAUGCGCUGGUUGCGCAGGGGCAGAGAAUCGAGCUUGUGACGCGUGUUCGCAUCCAGUGGUCCUAUCUUAUUGGGCCGGUUGCUGUUGAGGUCAUGGCGCUUUUCUUCGCUGUUUUGACGGUUAUCCGGAAUUGCGGGGGCCGGGGCGUUCCGCUGUGGAAGACCUCGGCGCUUGCGGUGUUGGCUUGCCGGUAUGAGCGGCGGCUUGGGUUGCUGCAGGGUGGGAUUAAGGAUAUUAAAGACAUGCAGAGGGUUGCUGAGAAGGCGGAGGUGCGGUUGCAGUAG